UUCCCUAAAAUUUCCCGCGUGUAGGCGUGUAGCAGCUUUACAUUCCCGCCUUGACUCCUAGGGUUUUGGUUGCUCGAUUCGCUCUUCUCCGUCGUCGACCACGAAGGCCACACAACGAUGUUCUCCAGCCAGAUAGAGGGUGGCGGUUUUGGGCUUUCACAAUCUUCCCAAAACCCCGAUUCCGGCUUCUCUAAGAACCGCGGCGCUACAGGGCUUCUUCCACUGACAGUGAAGCAGAUAAGCGCGGCAUUUGACGCUGCGGACGACAAGUCCAGUAUCAAAGUCGAUGGAGCCGAUGCAACAAACAUUAGACUCCUGGGGCUGGUGAUGAACAAGGCGGAGAGAGCUACGGACGUUCACUUCACCCUCGACGAUGGAACGGGUCGAAUCGAUGUCAUUAGAUGGGUUAAUGACGCUUCUGAUGCCAACGAGACCGCCGUUAUUCAGAAUGGUACGUAUGUGUCUGUGAGUGGUAGCCUUAAAGGAUUUCAAGACAAAAAGCGAGCAGUUGCCUUCUCUGUCAGUCCUGUCACUGACUACAAUGCUGUUGCACUUCACUUCAUUCAGUGCAUUCAUGUACAUCUGUGGAAUGCAAAGCAGAAGGGUAAUGAUGUUUUCCAUAACACAACUUCCAACCAAAUCUCUUCUCAAACUGUACAAAAGGAGUACCAACCUUCAGUUUCCAGUCAACCUUUUGUCAGUGCUGGGAUGGGUGGAUCUAAGACAGACACCUACAAGUUGGUCCUGGAUAUUUUCCAGGAACCUUCAAGUCUUGCGAGUGACCAUGGAUUGCAUAUUGAUGAAGUUGCCAGGCGGCUUGGACUUCCAAUGAAUAAGAUCAAGGAAGCUAUUGACUACUAUGUAGACAUCGGCCACAUUUACUCUACAAUUGACGACUACCACUUCAAGUCUGCCUGCAUCGACUAACAUCUGAUUCUAGUUGUUUAUCUAGUCUAGAUCUUUUAGUUGUUCUCUGAUAGCACCUGCAUCAAAAGGUGCAGCAGCAAAAUUUCAUUGUAAGCUUUCCUUCAACACUAUGUUCAUGGCAUGAGAACUAGUUUAUAUGUUUAAACUGGAUAAUUUCUACAGAAAUUUUAUGAAUGAUUGUUUUUUUCUC
Zingiber officinale is the source of this 1117-nucleotide messenger RNA. RefSeq names its product replication protein A 32 kDa subunit A-like. Gene Ontology annotation, molecular function: DNA binding. Gene Ontology annotation, cellular component: nucleus; chromosome, telomeric region; DNA replication factor A complex. The coding region runs from base 118 to 927 and encodes 269 amino acids. The record is from RefSeq and is a predicted model, not a curated record. The transcript has 10 exons. Gene Ontology annotation, biological process: nucleotide-excision repair; double-strand break repair via homologous recombination; DNA replication. Lineage: Eukaryota; Viridiplantae; Streptophyta; Magnoliopsida; Zingiberales; Zingiberaceae.